Messenger RNA from Oncorhynchus masou masou (cherry salmon), 1989 nucleotides. Its product is annotated as neurosecretory protein VGF-like. The coding region runs from base 1 to 1989 and encodes 662 amino acids. The transcript has a single exon. The record is from RefSeq and is a predicted model, not a curated record. NCBI's taxonomy places the organism in Eukaryota, Metazoa, Chordata, Actinopteri, Salmoniformes, Salmonidae. Gene Ontology annotation, molecular function: neuropeptide hormone activity.
AUGACCAGUCACCACGCUCCCUCCUCAGCCCAACUCAUUCUAUUGGUCCUGCUCACUGUCGCUCCACAGCUGGCCUCUGCCCCUGUGGGGGGGGGAGAGAGUGGGGAGGAGGGGCGCUCCAGGACUCACCUCAAAAAGGACAGGCUCAGCCCCAGCCCCCUCCGCUCUCCCCUGGACCAGACCCAGGACCAGGUAAAGGAGCAGAGUCAGGAACAGAGCCAUGGUGGUCCCGCAGACAUGGACCCUGCCCGGGCACCAGCCUCUGUAUUUCUGAAGGCCCUGGACCACACCGGGAAAGCACAGGCACAGGAGAGGGGAGAGGGACAGGAAGAGGCUGACCCAGUCCCUUUGGAGGAGAAAGGGGGUGAGGAGAUGAGGAGAGAGGUUGGGAUGGAGGAGGAGAGGAGGAUGGAACAACUAGAAGCAGCACUAGUGGCAGCAGCUCUGGGAGAUGAAUUAAGAGAAAGGAAUGAGGAAAAGGAGGAGAGUGAGGAGAGGAAGAGUUUGGAGGACAGAGGCUGGCUUCUAGAAGGAGAGCGGGACAGAGCUGGUGGAGGGAGUGAGGAGGGAAGACAGCAGAAGGAAGAGAAGGAGGAAGAGGGGGAGGAGGAAGAAGAAGGUGGAGAAGGAGGGAGAUGGGAAGGUGAGGAGGAGAAAGGAGCAGAGGGGAGUAGGAGAGGAGAGGAGGGGAGGCCUAGUGACUUGUCUCUCCAGCGGAAGGCUCGGGGCUACUUCCAGAACAUAGACCUCGGUCUCCAAGACAACGAGAUUCGUCCUCCUCUGAAGGGAUACAAGGCCUAUAACACCCAGCUGGCACAGGCUGGCAAGAGGCUCCGCUGGGAGGAGGAGAGGGCACGCAACACACCCCUGGGGGGCAACUUCAUGGACAACUUUGAGAACAAGGCAGAAGAGGAGGGGGAGGAGGAGGAGGCUCUGUUGUGGGCAGAGGAGGAUGCACGUGCGCUUGUGGACCAGCAAGAAGUGCAGCGGCAGCAAAAAGAGGCAGAGAGGGCCAGAGUAGAGGAGCAGCGACUUGCAGACAUCGCCUCUGACAUGCUGCUGCAGUACAUGGAGAGGAAACAGCAGGGAACGCCCAGGCCCAGGCAGAAGGCCGGCACAAACGCUGUGGAAGAUAAACGGUCGGAGGUGGUGGUAACCGACAUGGACGACCUGGACCAGCAGAUAACUGACAGGCUGAUCGAGAUCAGCAGCAAGCUGCACCUGCCGGCAGACGACGUGGUCCAGAUCAUCUCCAACGUAGAGGAGAAGAAGAAGAGAAAGGAGCUGACGUCGCUUAGCAUCCCGGUCGCCCCACGUUACCGGCCCCUAGUUCCCCCACCCCUAGUGACAGGCUCCAUGUACCACUACACAGCCUCCUCCAACCCCAAGAAGGACCCUUACUACCAGCCCUACAAGAACAAGUGGAACAAGGACAGAGCCAAGGCCAAGGCCAAGGCCUACAAGCAGGGCGCCUGGUUCAAACCCCAGAAACAGUUCCUAGCCUUCCCGUCCUACCCCUACUACCAGAAACCCUACCGAGCCUACUACCCUGUGUUCUUCCCCUACCCCAAACCCCAGUACUACGACAAGAUGCCCAUGGGGGAGGAGCUACCCCACCGCCCACUCCCAGACUACGAGCUCCAGCCAAACAGGCGCAAACACAGGGCAGGGGGCAGGGAAAAAGGGAGAGGUGGGCAGGGCUGGAGACAACAGCCCCUCCCACCCCGUCUCCCCUCACCCCCCUACAUCUCCAACUACAUCUUGCCACACCCCCGGACAUAUCAGCCCCUCCCCCAGCCCAGACCCCUCUCUCCCCAGAGCAGGCGCCCCACCUACUACUACCCCCCAGGGCCUGGGGGCUUGGGUGUGGCCGGGGGAAGGGUGGGAGGGGACUAUGAAGAGGAUGAUGGGCUGGUUCCUCAGCUGGACAGUCAGGAAGAACUGGAAAACUUGAUUUCAAAAAUAUACAUGAAACGCAGAAUGUACUAG